Molecule: messenger RNA, 1213 nt
Organism: Lytechinus variegatus (green sea urchin)
Lineage: Eukaryota; Metazoa; Echinodermata; Echinoidea; Temnopleuroida; Toxopneustidae
Product: protein FAM162A-like
Exons: 3
Coding region: 516-1106 (196 amino acids)
Source: RefSeq, a predicted model, not a curated record
UGUAAUGGACGACCUUGGCCUGGGAUUUCGCUACGUGCAGAAAUGAGCGUCGAUUUGUUUAUGACCACUGCUUUUCUGCCAAAUUGUUUCUACUGUAUUAUCAGAACCAUUCGAAGACUUGAGCUUUUAUAGGCCACACAUGAUGUACUUGGCUUGUGAUUGUUGAAUGUGAAAUAGAUCUACAGUCUAACAACCGGUCAUGCCUUUGAGUGACAGAAUCUUGUAAAUUUUCAUGAUUUGGAUUUUGGUCAUUUUGGACUUGGUUAUCAUCAGCAGACGACGAGCCCUGCCGCAUCGCAAGACAUAAAUCUUGGUGACGCUUGCUUUGGCUGUCACUCAGUCACUUCAAACUUUUUACUAAUAAAAGAGAAUCUAUCUAAGUCACAAAAUUGAGAAUUUACUUAGUACUUUGACUUUGAGUUUGAGUACUAACGAUAGAUUUGGAAAUUUGUUUGCCUCGUCAUUUAUCAAUCUUAUAUUUAUAAUUCAGUGAAAGAAAUAAAACAACAACGAAAAUGCAAGCGUGUCAUAUACGAAGAAGCAGCAGAGCAGUGAUGACACUGUUUCAACGAGGGAUCAACAUGUCGUCCGACCAAAGCUUGAGAAAACUGUCAUCAUUGCCCAUGUCUAAGAAUAGCCUCGGUCUCACAGGAAGUAAGCAGAUGGCUGCUGGCAGACAGCACGGCAGUGACCUUUCUUCUCGCCAAACUAGCAAAAGAUUGUUUUGUGAUAAAACCAAUAAAGAUAUUGAAGUUGACGGAAAAACUAGCAGAACCCCAGAGAAAGUACAGCAAGUUGCAAGCAAUCAACAGCAUGAACACUUUAAUGCUAGAGUUGCAUCUGGUUUUGAUAAGCGUCUCCUCGUUUACUUUGGAAAGUAUAAGAAUGUAGGAGAAGUGCCAGAACUUGUCUCUGUUCACCUGUUGAAUUCCACAAGGAACAAGUUCCGUGUGUAUACCAACAUCUUCAUCGGAUUCCUGACCAUGUUUGGCUGCGGGCUCAUGAUCUAUCGAGGCCAUCGAAGAGCAGGCACGGGCGAAACCUUAGCGGACCACAACAUGCGUCGACACCCGCAACACUACAAACUGCAAGAGAACAAAGACUGAGUAGGUUGACUUCUGUUUAAAACUGCCCAAACGGUUCAAGAGCUCUUAGUCUUGCCCAGUUAUGAGCAAAAGAUGAAAUGCUUUUACCUUUAUUUGAAGUGACGUAA